AUGAGAGACGUUGCAGUGCCAGAGUAUCCCCUUUUGAAAAUUCCGGUUCCAUAUCAGUACCGGAUAAGGGAGGAUGGUGUGCAAGGAAGCGGCGGUGAUGGGAACAGCUUGGCGGUAGGCGCUGGGGCGACUGUCAAGAGACGCAGACGCGAGAGCAGUCAGGUUGUCGAGGAGAAGGAAGAUUGCAAGAGGGCGAGGGUGGUGAGCACGGCAGCCAACACGCCGAGGCCACGUGACGGGGAGAGUGAAGCGGGUUGUGAAUCUGGAGCGGAGGAGGAUGUCCGUAAGGCUAUUCUGCUGUCUGCUGCACAGCAGAUCCUUGGGGCAGGUCCCGAGACGAGUUCUGCUGCUGUUGCGGCGGUGAGCAGUGGUGCCAGCGCGUCUGGUGCGGUCGCGAUCGCAGGCGACGUGGUCGAAGAGACUCUACCCCUGUCGCCGCUGGCGUCGCCUAGUGUCGGGACGCCAAGAGCCGAAGACGGCGGCGGCGACGAGAAUAUGCGAGCCGUUUCGCAGAUGUAUACGAACGAUGUGGUAUCGAUGGUGCGAAGCGAGCUACCGCCUGUGUGCUACAAAAACCUUUUAUUUCAGCUGGUGUCGAGCCUUGAUCGUAAGGAGCUUUCCGAUCUGGGGACGCUGAUCAGGGACAAUUUGAAGCGCGAUUUCUUGUCUUCGCUGCCGCUUGAAAUCGUUCUCAAGAUCCUCACGAACCUGUCGUUCUCGGAUAUCGCGCAAUGCUUGCGGACCUGCAAGCGCUGGAAUGAAUUGAUCAACUCGACGCCGCAUCUGUGGAGGCAGCUGUUGCUCACGGAGAGCUUUGUGUCGAAGGAGAACUUUGCCAAGUACUCAUCUAGGCUGCCUUCGAAGUAUCCGCAGAUCAGACACGAAGAGGACGGCUACCAACUGGACUUCCUGGAGAAUUGCAGGGUUCUGCAGAACUGGUAUAAUCCUGAUUUCGUCCCACAACGGACCACUUUGAGGGGUCACAUGACCAGCGUGGUUACCUGUUUGCAGUUUGAGGAUGACUACGUUAUCACUGGUGCUGACGAUAAGGUGAUUAGGGUUUAUGAUGCGCAGAAGAAGCAGUUCAUGCUGGAGCUGACCGGCCACGACGGCGGUGUGUGGGCGCUGAAAUAUGACGGAGACGGAGUCCUAGUGAGUGGGUCGACGGACCGAAGUGUUAGAGUUUGGGAUAUCAAGCGUGGUUGCUGCACGCACGUAUUCAAGGGUCAUGCUUCGACAGUGAGAUGUUUGGAUAUCGUCGAGUACAAGAACAUAAAAUACAUUGUUACGGGGUCGCGUGAUAACACCUUACAUGUGUGGAAGCUGCCACGAGAGCCCAGCGCAGUGACACAGGAAUGGCCACUCGUCUACAACACGCCUGAGGAGAACCCUUAUUUCGUCGGUGUGCUGCGGGGCCACAUGGCAUCCGUGCGCACGGUCUCCGGCCACGGGAAUAUAGUGAUCAGCGGUUCCUACGACAACAACCUCAUGGUUUGGGAUAUCGCGCAGAUGAAAUGUCUAUACAUCCUGACCGGACACACCGAUCGAAUCUAUUCGACCAUUUACGACUACAAGAGAUUCAGAUGCAUCUCCGCCAGCAUGGAUACCACAAUCAAAGUCUGGGACUUACAAAACAUUUGGAAUAACGGCACCUGUACCGUUGUGACGUCCUCCCUGGCUCCCUGUACAAAGAUAUCAGGUUCGAUGUGCACUUUGCAGGGUCAUACUCAGUUAGUCGGUUUGCUGCGGCUUUCGGACAAGUUCUUGGUCAGCGCUGCUGCUGACGGCAGCCUGAGGGGCUGGGAUUCCAACGAUUACUCGAGAAAAUUUGCAUACCACCAUAGCAACCUGAGCGCCAUUACUACCUUCUACGUGAGCGAUAACUUGCUGGUAAGUGGCUCGGAAGGUCAGUUCAAUGUCUACAACCUGCGAAGCGGGAAACUGGUCCACUCCAAUAUUCUGCGCGACGCCGACCAAAUCUGGUCCGUAAAUUUCAAGGGCAGGACCUUGGUCGCAGCGGUCGAAAAGGACGGACAGAGCUAUGUCGAGCUGCUUGAUUUUGGAAUCGCUGCCAAUGCGGAAAACCCUGGCAACGUAUAG
Torulaspora globosa is the source of this 2100-nucleotide messenger RNA. RefSeq names its product SCF ubiquitin ligase complex subunit CDC4 (gene CDC4). Gene Ontology annotation, biological process: proteasome-mediated ubiquitin-dependent protein catabolic process; ubiquitin recycling. Gene Ontology annotation, cellular component: cytoplasm; nucleus. Gene Ontology annotation, molecular function: ubiquitin binding. The transcript has a single exon. NCBI's taxonomy places the organism in Eukaryota, Fungi, Ascomycota, Saccharomycetes, Saccharomycetales, Saccharomycetaceae. Bases 1 to 2100 code for a protein of 699 amino acids. The record is from RefSeq and is a predicted model, not a curated record.